Messenger RNA from Sarcophilus harrisii (Tasmanian devil), 3679 nucleotides. It is a transcript of the gene GBA2, whose product is annotated as glucosylceramidase beta 2. Gene Ontology annotation, cellular component: membrane. Lineage: Eukaryota; Metazoa; Chordata; Mammalia; Dasyuromorphia; Dasyuridae. Bases 441 to 3383 code for a protein of 980 amino acids. Gene Ontology annotation, biological process: carbohydrate metabolic process; glucosylceramide catabolic process; central nervous system development. Gene Ontology annotation, molecular function: glucosylceramidase activity; beta-glucosidase activity. The record is from RefSeq and is a predicted model, not a curated record. The transcript is spliced from 17 exons.
GGGGAGGGUGGGGGGGUAAUGGAUCCGGGACUGCCAGUCCCCCGGGACCGGAAGGAGGCCGCCUAGGGGCUGGGGCCUAGGGGCUGGGACCUGGCGCCUCUGUCCGGUCCUCCCGCAGGGCGGGGAGGGACCUUAGAGGCCCGAUAAAGGGGCUCCCCGCUCCUCGCCUGCCAUUGUCCUGUGGAUUUCAUCCCCGGACCCAUGACCUGUAGGCCCAGGUCCGACCGUCCCCACCCAGGAUUCAAGGAAGUGACUCUGCCCCUGGCCCCCGGGGCCCCGGCUCAGCCCAUCUUCGCCCAGAAGCCCGAGGGAGCCCGAGGGCGGCGCGGCAGGAGACGCGGUCCGGGCCCCCUCUGAGCCCAGCCCCUGGACCGGACGGGGCCCGAGUCAGAACUCGGCUAACGUCGGACUCAGAGCGCGAGCCUUGGGGACCAAAGACCAUGGAGGAGGACUUGGGGGCCGGAACCCCCGAGGUCCGAGGGAUCAGGGACGCAAAGCGUGACCCGGGGGCCCCUGGGACGGAAAAGUGGGAUUCCCCAAACCCGAAGAACCCGAGCUGCGGGAGCACCGGGGACGUGGGCUCUGGCAACAGCGCGGACGGCGAGAGCCCCGAGGACAGCGCCGAAGCGAACCACCCCAACCACGGCGUCCCAGAAGACCCCGGGCAGCUGAUGGCGGCCUACGAGGGCACGGCCGUGGGCCACCAGGUGCCUCCGUUCGGCUGGCGCAUCUGCUUGGCGCACGAGUUCCCCGAGAAGAGGAAGCCUUUCAACGCCAACAACGUCUCCCUGAGCAACACGCUGAAGCACCUGGGCAUGGGCUUCAGGUAUCUUAAAUGGUGGUACCAGAAGACACAGGUGGAGAAGAAGACUCCAUUCAUAGACAUGUUAAACUGCCUUCCCCUGAGACAAAUCUAUGGUUGUCCACUGGGUGGUAUUGGAGGUGGUACCAUCACUCGUGGCUGGAGGGGCCAGUUCUGUCGCUGGCAGCUCAACCCUGGGAUAUACCAGCACCGAACAGUAAUGGCUGACCAGUUCACUGUAUGCCUGCGGCGGGAAGGACAGACUGUGUACCAGCAAGUACUGUCCCUAGAGCGUCCCAAUGUCCUGCGGAGUUGGAACUGGGGCCUAUGUGGAUUCUUUGCAUUUUAUCAUGCUCUCUACCCCAGAGCUUGGACUGUCUACCAACUACCUGGGCAGCAAGUCACACUGACCUGUCUCCAGAUCACUCCCAUCCUCCCUCAUGACUAUCAGGACAGCAGCCUACCUGUGGGGGUAUUUGUGUGGAAUGUGGAGAACACUGGUGAUGAAGAUUUGGAAGUAUCUAUCAUGUUCUCCAUGAGGAAUGGCCUAGGAGGUGGACAUGAUAAUUUAGGAGGGCUAUGGAAUGAACCCUUUUGCUUAGAGCGUGAUGGGGAAACUGUUCAGGGAGUGUUGUUACAUCAUCCAAACCCUCCAAACCCAUACACCAUGGCCUUGGCUGCCCGACGCACGGCAAAUACCACAGUGACUCAUAUCACAGCCUUUGACCCUGAUGGCACUGGACAGAAGGUGUGGCAGGACUUGCUCCUGGAUGGACAAUUGGACUCCCCACUUGGCCCCAGCCCCCCAACCCAAAAGAGACAGGGCAUAGGCGGAGCUGUAUGUGCAGGGGCCCAUUUGCCUCGAAGAGGCAGAUGCCAGCUGGAAUUUGCAUUGUCCUGGGACAUGCCUAAAGUUCUUUUUGGAGCUAAGGGCCAAGCCCACUACAGGAGAUACACUCGGUUCUUUGGCCAAGAAGGAAAUGCAGCUCCAGCCCUCUGUCAUUAUGCACUCACCCAGUACAGAUCCUGGGAGGAGAAAAUUAUAGCAUGGCAGAGCCCUGUGCUGGAGGACAGGACCCUUCCUGCCUGGUAUAAGUCUGCACUUUUCAACGAAUUAUACUUCCUGGCUGAUGGAGGUACUGUGUGGCUGGAGGUUACAGAAGAAACAAUCACAGAGGAGUUCAGUGGAAUGCUAAACCAGCUUCGACCUACCCUCCAGGAAUAUGGACGCUUCGCCUACCUUGAGGGAGCUAAAGGUUCAGAGCACUACUGGGAGGAUUUGGAAGUAUGCUCACCCAGGGACAUUCAGAGACUCUUCCUCCCAGGACAGGAGUACCACAUGUACAACACAUAUGAUGUCCACUUCUAUGCCUCCUUUGCCCUCAUCAUGUUGUGGCCCAAACUCGAGCUCAGCCUCCAGUAUGACAUGGCUGUAGCAACUCUGAGUGAAGACCUAACACGAAGAAAAUAUCUGAUGAGUGGUGUGAUAGCUCCUGUGAAGAAGAAGAACGUGAUUCCCCAUGAUGUGGGGGACCCAGAUGAUGAGCCAUGGCUUCGUAUCAAUGCUUACCUAAUUCAUGACACAGCUGAUUGGAAGGACCUGAACCUGAAGUUUGUGCUACAGAUUUAUCGGGACUUUUACCUGACAGGCAAUGAGAGCUUCUUGAGGGACAUGUGGCCUGUGUGCCAGGCUGUAAUGGAAUCUGAGAUGAAGUUUGACAAGGACCAAGAUGGCUUAAUUGAGAAUGGAGGUUAUGCAGAUCAGACAUACGAUGGAUGGAUCACCACAGGACCCAGUGCCUACUGUGGUGGUCUGUGGCUGGCAGCCGUGGCUGUGAUGGUCCAAAUGGCUGCUGUGUGUGGAGCUCAAGAUGUCCAGGAGAAGUUCUUAUCCAUCCUGAGCCGAGGUCGGGAGGCUUACGAGAGGCUUCUCUGGAAUGGCCGUUACUAUAACUACGACAGCAGCUCCCAGCCACAAUCCCGCAUUAUCAUGUCAGAUCAAUGUGCUGGUCAGUGGUUCCUGAGAGCAUGUGGACUAGGAAAGGGGGAUACAGAGGUAUUCCCUUCCGCCCAUGUAAUUCGAGCUCUCCAAACAAUCUUUGAACUGAAUGUCCAGGGCUUUGCAGGCGGAGCCAUGGGAGCUGUGAAUGGCAUGCAUCCAGAUGGUGUCCCUGACACAUCCAGUGUCCAGUCUGAUGAGGUCUGGGUAGGUGUGGUCUACGGGCUGGCUGCUACCAUGAUCCAAGAGGGCCUGGUUCAAGAGGGUUUCCUUACAGCUGAGGGCUGCUACCGCACUGUGUGGGAACGGCUGGGUAUGGCAUUCCAGACACCUGAGGCAUAUUGCCAGCGCCGAGUGUUCCGUUCCCUUGCAUACAUGCGACCACUCAGCAUCUGGGCAAUGCAGCUGGCAUUGCAGCAACAUGGCAGAGCCCCUGGGCAAGGCAUGGGACUGACUGGACACACAAGCAGAGAGAGCAUGAGAGUGACAACUGGACAGAACUCUGUACCAGCUGAUGGACUUGAUACCAAGUCGAAAGCCAGAGCAGACCUGGGACAGAAGGGACUCCUGGAUACAGUUUAGUGAAGGAAGCUGGAGACAUUGAUGUGCAUCUUCCCCCUCCCCAUCUGCAACCCUGAGCCAUCAGGACAAUCACUUACCACCCACUUCCCCUAGCAGAGCCUUGGGGGUGGGAAAGACAAGCACCACAAUCACUUAUUUAUUUCCCCUUCCUCCACUCCCCAAUUCUUUGCUGCAUGGAAUGCUAACAAAGGUUCAGCUACUCCCCUCCCUACCCCUAUGCCCUGAGCCAGACCCCUCACCCAAAAGUGGGUGGGGAAGUGGGCAUAGCUAUACAAAUAAAAGACCCAAAAAACCCA